Messenger RNA from Ruditapes philippinarum (Manila clam), 1593 nucleotides. RefSeq names its product nucleoporin NUP188-like. Gene Ontology annotation, biological process: protein import into nucleus; RNA export from nucleus. The transcript has 16 exons. Bases 22 to 1593 code for a protein of 523 amino acids. Gene Ontology annotation, cellular component: nuclear pore inner ring. The record is from RefSeq and is a predicted model, not a curated record. Lineage: Eukaryota; Metazoa; Mollusca; Bivalvia; Venerida; Veneridae. Gene Ontology annotation, molecular function: structural constituent of nuclear pore.
GCAUUUGACAUCUCUGUCGGCAUGGCGGACUCAAAUGCAAGAAAAAUAGACAGUUUUGGCAACCGCCAUUUAUGGCAGUUUAUCAGUGGGACAGGCAUCCUCAGGCCAAGGGAGCUGAUAAAGAGGGAAAUGACAAGAAAUACAGAGAAAAUUUUAAAUGGCCUGUUGUUUUAUAAAAAGCCCAGGGCACCUCAAGGGGAUUUGCUGAAAGACAAAAAUCUACAAAAACAACAGAAAGACUUUGUUCUCAAGUUAACAACAUUCUUGAACUUAGAAGAAGAUCAGAGCUAUGAGGUGUUCUUUUCUUACCUUUCCCAGGAUUUUAGAGGCUCUGAAAAAAAUCUGCAGCUGUGUCUAAGUACUGAAAGACAUAGUCAUGCGUUUAUGGUAAAGAUACGUGACUUUUACCACAGUGAACGGUUAUACUUACUGCAGUGUAUCCUACAUAUUCUUACAUUCUGGUCGGAGUCGGAAAACCACCCAUACAGGGAGGAGUACACUGUUUUUGUGAACAUUUUGUUGAAGGACAAUGAGCUGAUAAAGAAGCUGUUAGAACAGGUUGACCUAUUGUGUGAUGAACCACUCCCUACUUGGGAAACACACGGAACUCUAAUGAAUGAAAGACAGGCUUUGGUAUGGGCGCAUCAAAAUAUGAAAGAACAAAAUGAACUGUUAAAGAUACUUCUAGUGUAUUGGAAGGAAUUUGAAGCCAAUGCACCAGACUUCAACAGAUUAUUAGACAAAUUUAAGAGGCAAGGUUUUGGUAGAAGACAGUCGUACAAACACAUCCUUGACGAGUCGUUUGAUAGAUUAACAAAACAAAUUGGGUCAUUAGAAGUUCUGGUGCUACUUCAAGCCAUGGACAUGGAGACAGUGGAGAGGCUGAGCUAUACUAAAUGUUUCGAUGAUCACAGUUUGUUAAAGGACAAAGCAACAUUCCAGUCUGUAGAAAAUUCAAUGCAAUUACUGGGCUCGGAUCAGCCACAUAGUCCUUUACUGCUCAGUUGGGCUGUGAUCAGACAGCUGUACCUGGAAGGAGAUGGGGCAAAUAUAACAAGGAAGUAUGGGAACCAGGCAUUACAACUGUAUGUGUUCAAUUUUCUCUCUGAGAUGCUGGACUUGGAACCAAUCUCUGGAAAAUCUAUAACAGCUUCACUUUCCCACUGUGUUAUUUACACAGUUUUAUUAGCCGCCCUGACAGCCUUCGAUGAAUCAACAUUGACCAGAAAUAAUUCGGAAAUGCAGGAUUUAUAUGAUAUCACCUGUAAAUUGAUGGGGAGAGAUUUCAUUGCGGGCAAUGUUUGGAAAAAGGGAUUAGAGCAAGGUGUAGGGAACAUGUACCAGUCAGCUUUACUCAACUUCCCGCUGGAUUUCUCAACACUUGUGAAACUAAGUACAGCCUUAGCCUCAGCCAAUGCUGACAGUGCAUCUAAGGUUUUGGAGUUGUGGUCAGAACUACCAAGGUACACAGAAUAUCUGGAUAGGAACAGUUCACAUGACCUCAGAUUUCCCAGUGACCCUUGGUUGCCAGUUGGAAAAGGGAUAAAACCCCCCUAUGGUGCUGUGGGAAAUUUUUUAUAUAGUGUAUUAUAA